AUGGACACGUACGAGCGGAAGAAGGAGGUGUGGAGCGCCAUCGAAGAUAGCGACGGCGUUCGCCUGAGCUGGAAUGUCUUUCCCAGCUCUCGCAUGGAAGCUUCCAGGCUGGUUGUCCCCAUCGGCGCCCUCUACACGCCCCUCAAGGAGAAACCCGAUGCCCCUCUUCUGCAAUUCGAGCCCGUCACCUGCAAGCAGCCUUGCCGCUCUGUCCUGAACCCCUACUGCCAAGUCGAUGUACGGGCUCGCAUCUGGAUCUGCCCUUUCUGCCUUUCGAGAAACCCACUGCCGCCUCACUAUAAGGACAUCACGGCCAAUGCAAUCCCCCCAGAGAUCCACCCCUCCAACACGACGAUUGAGUACAGGCUAUCACGCCCGGCCCCGAGCCCCCCCAUCUUCCUCUAUGUCGUCGACAUGUGCCAGGAGGAGGACAGCUUGGCCGCCCUCAAGGAAUCGCUCAUCAUGAGCCUCAGCCUGCUGCCAGAGCACGCUCUUGUCGGCCUGAUCACCUUCGGGACCAUGGCGCAGGUUCACGAAAUCGGCUAUACCGAGUGUGCCAAGUCCUAUGUCUUCCGAGGCAGCAAGGAGUAUACGGCGAAGCAAGUGCAGGAGAUGUUGGCUCUCUCGCAACCCGCAAUGCGCCCCGGAGUGCCCAUGCAACAGGGCAGGCCGAUGCCCAUGGGCCCGGCCUCGCGCUUCCUUCUCCCCGUUCAGCAAGCCGAGUUCCAGCUCACCAAGGCCCUUGAGCAACUCCAAAAGGACCCGUGGCCUGUUUCUAGCGACCGCAGAAACCUGCGCUGCACCGGUGUUGCGCUCUCUGUCGCCGUUGGUCUGCUCGAGACGUCCUUCCAGAAUGCCGGAGGGCGCAUCAUGCUGUUCGCUGGCGGUCCCGCAACCGAAGGCCCUGGCAUGGUUGUUGGUCCGGAGCUGAGAGAGCCCAUUCGGUCACAUCACGAUAUUGACCGUGACAACGUCAAGUAUUAUAAGAAGGCUCUGAAGUUUUACGAUAAUCUCGCAAAGAGAACCGCACACAACGGUCACACUAUCGAUAUUUUUGCUGGCUGUCUCGACCAAGUUGGUCUGCUAGAAAUGAAGGCACUCUGCAAUUCGACUGGCGGCCACAUGAUCUUGACUGACAGCUUCACUUCGUCAAUGUUCAAGCAGUCAUUUAUUCGGAUUUUCGACAAGGAUGCUGACGACAACCUUUUGAUGGGAUUUAAUGCCGUGCUUGAGGUGCUUACGACCAAAGAGCUCAAAGUCACAGGCCUUAUAGGCCACGCGGUGUCUCUGAACAAGAAGUCGACCUCUGUAGGCGAGACUGAGUGCGGCAUUGGCAAUACGUGCUCCUGGAAAAUGUGCGGAAUCGACCCCAACGCCAGUUACGGAAUCUAUUUCGAAAUUGCUAGCCAAGGCGGCCCGUCCCAGCACCAACAACCCGCCCAGCAAGGAAUGAUUCAGUUCCUUACCUACUACCAGCACUCGUCGGGCCAGUUCCACCUUCGUGUCACUACAAUUGCCAAACCUCUCAGCGGGCCCGCUGGAGACCCUACCAUCGCCCAGUCAUUCGACCAAGAAGCGGCUGCAGUCCUCAUGUCCAGGAUUGCUGUCUUUAAGGCCGAAGUCGAUGAUGGUCCGGAUGUGCUUCGGUGGGUGGAUAGAAUGCUCAUCAGGCUGUGCUCGAGAUUUGCCGAUUACCGCAAGGACGACCCAUCAUCCUUCCGCCUCGAAAAGAACUUUACUCUCUACCCGCAAUUUAUGUUCCAUUUGCGGAGAAGUCAGUUUUUGCAGGUAUUCAACAACUCGCCGGAUGAGACGGCGUUCUAUCGGCACGUGCUCAACCAUGAGGAUGUUAGCAAUUCCCUCAUCAUGAUCCAGCCCACGCUCGACUCGUACACGUUUGACCAGGACGCCGGGCAACCCGUGCUUCUUGAUUCGACCUCGAUCCAGCCCACACAUAUCCUCCUCCUUGAUACCUUCUUCCACAUUCUCAUCUUCCACGGCGAGACGAUUGCAGAGUGGAGAAAGGCAGGGUAUCAAGACCAAGAGGGAUACGAGAACUUUGCCGCCCUCCUAGAGCUUCCCAAGGAAGACGCAAGAGAUCUCAUUACGGACCGUUUCCCUCUUCCGCGGUUCAUUGUGUGCGAUCACGGCGGCUCUCAAGCGCGUUUCUUGUUGUCCAAGCUCAACCCAUCGACUUCGUAUACGUCAGGAGCUGGACCCUACGGCGGCGUUGGGGCCCAGAGCGCCCAAACUCUUUUCACCGACGAUGUGUCGUUGCAAUCGUUUAUGGAGCAUCUAAUGAAGUUGGCAGUUAGUGGCACCAACUAA
Lasiosphaeria miniovina is the source of this 2328-nucleotide messenger RNA. RefSeq lists its product as uncharacterized. Bases 1 to 2328 code for a protein of 775 amino acids. Lineage: Eukaryota; Fungi; Ascomycota; Sordariomycetes; Sordariales; Lasiosphaeriaceae. The transcript is spliced from 5 exons. Gene Ontology annotation, molecular function: zinc ion binding; GTPase activator activity. Gene Ontology annotation, biological process: COPII-coated vesicle cargo loading; intracellular protein transport; COPII-coated vesicle budding. The record is from RefSeq and is a predicted model, not a curated record. Gene Ontology annotation, cellular component: endoplasmic reticulum exit site; COPII vesicle coat.